Molecule: messenger RNA, 1362 nt
Organism: Heterobilharzia americana
Lineage: Eukaryota; Metazoa; Platyhelminthes; Trematoda; Strigeidida; Schistosomatidae
Source: the annotation of a GenBank genome assembly
AUGAAUAUCUGCCUCACACACACACACACACACUUCUCAUGCCUCUACUCAAUUCAACAAUAUAAAUACUCUCUGAUCCAUGUGAAAAAUAAACCACUUCAAACUACCUCCGAUAAACCAAAUAUAAUGAAAACCUGGUUACUGGCGUUGUUGGUCGUAAUAUACAUUCAAUGUGCAAUGACAUACGUCCGAAGGAAAGGUGAUGAGGGAGAAAAACAGUUAUCGAGAUCAGGAGUGAACAUAAAUCGCUUCCUCACCGAUAAUAAGGAUGUUCUGGGUCACCCGAAAAGCAAACACCGACACAGAGGGAGGAAGGGUGUCAGGGGAAGGAAGUGUAGUCAUGGCAGGUGUCGAGGUGAUAGACAUCGAAAGGGCGCACCAUAUGGUAUUGGUGGAUCCGGUAUGCCAGGCGGUCAGGAUUACCGUGGCAGUGGACAAGGAGGCAUUGGUCUAUUCGGUCAACGGAAUACAGGUGUGAAGAGUGGCAGUUCGAAUGGAGUGGUUGGUGGGCAAGGUGGUGGACUGGGUGGAAUACUUGGUCAGAAUGGUGGUGGUAUUGGUAGAGUAGUCAGCCAACAAGGUGGAGGUUUGCGUGGAGAAGUCAGUCAACGUGGUGGAGGUUUGGGUGGACUAUUUGGUAAACAAGGAGGAGGACUGGGUGGAAUACUUGGUCAGAAUAUUGGUGGUUUGAGUGGCAUACUUGGUAAACAAGGAGGAGGACUUGGUGGAAUACUUGGUCAGAAUAUUGGUGGUUUGAGCGGAAUACUCGGUCAACAAGGAGGAGGAUUGGGUGGCUUGGGUAAGAUGGUUUCCGGUCUAGGUGGUGGAAACCCUCUGGGUAAACUUUUUGGUUAACAUCAGUGGAACUUCACCUUAUAUCUUAUAUUCAAAUCUUCAGAGGUAUUUUACCAUACAAUCAAUUCAUUACAAUACACUUGAAUCCAAUCAUGAACAUGUGUUCAAUGUAGUUUUGUAAUAUAACCGAAUUGUUUACUUUUCAAUAAACAUGCAUUCAGAAAAGAAAUCAUGUCUUUUAUCUGUCACUCUAUAUUCGAAUUUAUUCAGUUGAAAUGCUUACUGUUUGCCUUGAUAAAUUCGAACUACACGUGAAACUAAGAAAGUAACAUAUCACUGACAAAAAUUCCAACGAAAUUUGAAUUCCCUUAUUCACAAUGCUUGUUGUUUCAAUCUUUUCGAUUGAAUGAGAUGAUAACACAUUGUGGAGUGGAAAAAAUGGAAGCUUCUAUAGAACAUUCAGGUUCCAAGACAUUUCGAGGUACUUACCUUUUUACAGGAGCAAUGCACUAAUCAAAUAUGAUCAUAUUACUCUCGUCUACUUCGGAUACAUACUUUCAAUUUCAC